AUGCAACAAAACAAGAACUCCUAUGCCUCCAAUACUUUUGGUAACAAUUUCGGUAACAAUAAUUAUGCCUCAAGUGUUUAUAGCUCAUAUCCUAGCCCGGGCGUUUCUGUAUACUCGCCAACUUCCACCAAUGAUUUGAAAAACGCCAACGAUUCUGGCCACGUUUGGGGACAAAAUCCCUUGAAGGUGCAAAACUACUCCCACUCUAUUUGGGACCAGAAGCUUCCUGCCUCACAAAUGAACAUGAAUGCUCCUAGCUACUUUCCUUCCGCUGAAUCCAAUGCUACCUCCACAAACAACACAAGUGCCCCUGCUGCAAGCGAUUUGAUGCACAGUAGUACAUCAAAAAGCCUUCUUCCUCGGUCGUUUCUUAAUGGCGAUGAUGAGCUUGAUUUUGGCGGUUCCGAACAGAACUAUCGCCCCCGGUCCAGUUACACGUCACCAUCGUCGAAUCAGGUCUCAAAUAGCACCAUCAACACUCUGCCCACCUACACCCACAGGACAUCUUGCGUGACUGUUCGUUCUGAUACAGACUUAAUGGAACGGGAUACCUCCAAGCUUAAGAACGAGUUAGCAUUGAAGGAACAACUCAUCAAAUCUCUUACGGCUCAAAUCGAAGCAAUGAAGACGUUGCGCAAACAACAAUUGGACUCCAUGGAACUGGAGAAAGACGAUACUGCGUCGCCUGGAACUUUGGUGCUCCCUGAAAAUUACAAACAGCUAUUCAAUGAAACCUACAAAACACUUACGAAAACAAAGAACGAAUUGAACCACACCAAGGACAUGUUAGAGGCCAUUGUGGUUGGUGUUGCACUUGGAGGCGCAACAGGCAAUCCAACCAUUUCUGGGCAACAUGACCCUCAGGAGCUCGGACAUAAAAUUGUCACUAAAAUCUCCAUGUUACAGACUGAGAAUGAACAGCUUCUUCGAAUGGUGAGUCUUGGAAAUCGCCUGGGACUUUUGGCAGAAAUUGGACUUCUACGCAAGGAAAAUGAGGCUCUCAAAAUGAAAAAUUGA
Meyerozyma guilliermondii ATCC 6260 is the source of this 1017-nucleotide messenger RNA. RefSeq names its product Mum2p (gene MUM2). NCBI's taxonomy places the organism in Eukaryota, Fungi, Ascomycota, Pichiomycetes, Serinales, Debaryomycetaceae. The transcript has a single exon. The record is from RefSeq and is a predicted model, not a curated record. The coding region runs from base 1 to 1017 and encodes 338 amino acids.